Molecule: messenger RNA, 531 nt
Organism: Fusarium oxysporum Fo47
Lineage: Eukaryota; Fungi; Ascomycota; Sordariomycetes; Hypocreales; Nectriaceae
Exons: 2
Coding region: 1-531 (176 amino acids)
Source: RefSeq, a predicted model, not a curated record
AUGUUGUCAUAUAUCUCUACAACAUGGGAUCAAGUUCAGCAUCUCGAUGUCCCGACCUCAGAGAGAUUGUCACGCUGUGACCGCAUCCUCGGUGCCGCGUGCGUGAAGCGGCGGGCUCUCAAGAAGCUUGAGCCAGCUGAGCGGCUUCCUCCCGCAUAUGUUUUAGAGCUCUGGCUGAUUCUUCUUUUCGCCAGAAUCAUUAUCAUCAUCAACUUUAUAUAUACUAUCGUCACCUUCUCCAUCAAAAAGGCAACCCUCGCCACGUGCAUAUUUCGCCUUUCACUACCAAUCGACCUAUAUACAACAUUUUGCCACAGUCUCUCCCUCUCCUACAUGGGCAUCAAGGAGCAAAGCCCCCGGAAGCCCGUGGAGGAGCUCUAUGUGGCCUUGGAGGACUUUGCACCGGCCCACCCUAGGGACAAGCUCAACGCAGUCGCACUGCUCUUCGCGACUCAACUUUGGUUCGACAUCAUGGAGUAUCCAAAUGAUUUGGAGGAGACAUUCGCAACCUCUCCCCUAUCAGCCUUCUAG